AUGGCCGCCGCAGCGGGCGACGAGCCGGAGACGACGGUAGAGGUGAAGCUGCGCGCCGUUGGUCCGUCGAGGCCCACCACCAUCCGCCUCCCCCCGCUUAUCUCGGUUGCCGAUCUGCGCCGCAGCGUCGCUCUCGACCGGCGUCUCCCAGAAGACCGCCUCCGCCUGGUCCUCCGGGGGACGACUCUCCCUUGGGGAGACGACACCCAUGUCAACCUCCGCGACGGGGAUAGCCUUAUAGUGGCCGUGGCACCUAAACCACCUGCUAAGCAUCUCCGCGACGAUGAUGAUGACGACUCCGCUGAUGAAGAAGAACUGAAGUUCAAAAUACCUCAAACAACAACUUGGUGGAAGAAAAGAAUUUUCAUAUUUCUUCGAGAAAAACUGAGAUUACCCGAUAUCUUGUUGAUGGCACUAUUUUCUGUCACUAUGAAAGCAUGGAUUAUUAUCACGCUAUGGUUCCUGUUGGCGCCUAUUGCUCGAAAGUAUGAGGUUGGACCUUUAUAUAUACUUGCGACAGGUUUCUUGAUCAUACUUCUUAACCUUGGAAGACGACAACAAGGUGAUGUUAGUGCAUACUCCAUAUUUAAUGAAGACUUCAGGGAGAUUCCAGGAACAUUUAACGCGGAACGCAUAGAUAGAGACCUCCGGGCAGGUCAAUUGUAAGUCCUUAACUGUGUUAUCAGGACUGCAUUUUCGAGAUAUUUGAGUGUGCAAAUCCAGAAAAGCAGAGUUACGCACAGAUAUGCUGGUUUUGUAGCUGACUGAGACCUGAAAAGAAAAGUUGCCUUGCAAGUGGCAAGUGCAAACUGCUUUGGCCGUUA
Molecule: messenger RNA, 824 nt
Organism: Hordeum vulgare subsp. vulgare (domesticated barley)
Lineage: Eukaryota; Viridiplantae; Streptophyta; Magnoliopsida; Poales; Poaceae
Exons: 7
Coding region: 1-666 (221 amino acids)
Molecular function (GO): protein binding
Source: RefSeq, a predicted model, not a curated record